UUACGUUAUUGACAUGUGGGCAAACUUCAAAGAAAUUUUUAGUUUGCAGCUUUGUAGCUUGGUUUAUAAUUUAUUGUGAACCUGAAGCUCAAACAUCACAUCUUAUCAUGUCAGAGACAGAGAAAGUACAAUCUCCAUUUGGCGACAGCAUUGACUCUGGGACCCAUGACUCAUACAGCAUGGAGAAAGCUCCCAAUGAAAUGGUUGAUGCAGAAGUGCUAGUCAUACAGACCACCUCCUCUGGCCUAGUGAAGAAGGAGAGGCACCUCAGCAGCAGCAGCUCUUCAAAACGACCCAGUUUGAGCAAGGAAGACUAUUAUUGUGGAGUGGGGAGAUGCAGACCCAAAUGGAUGCAGAUGUUCAUGGAUGCGAGGUUCUUCACCUUCCUGCUGUGCCUCAACUGCUUCAUAGAGGGAGCUCUCGUGUCUGGAUUCACCUCGGUGGUUUUGUCCUCCAUUGAGAGGCGCUAUGGAUUCUCGAGUACAGCUGCCGGAGCUAUUGCUGCUACCUUUGAUGCUUCUGUUCUUGUCUCUGUCCUAUUCAUCAGCUACUUUGGAGGCAGAGGCCACAAGCCCAGGUGGCUGGGUGUGAGUCUCAUCAUACAAGGAGUAGGUGCCUUUGUGUUUGCAUUACCUCAGUUUGUAUUUGGCGAGUACACGGCUGGUGCUGCAUUGACGGAACAGUUUGAAUCAUGUGCAGCUGACAAUGCUGAUCUCUCCUCAGAUUGCGAGGGGGGCAAUAACUUUGCUCUGGCUUUUUUCAUAAUCGGAAACAUUCUAAUUGGAAUAGGGGCAGCCCCCUUGUUUACAAUCGGUACCUCUUAUCUGGAUGACAUAGUGUCACCGAAACACGUUUCUGUUCAUAUUGGAAUAUUCUACAUGGUGACUGUGAUUGGGCCUGCUCUCGGCUAUGGACUAGGUGGAGCCUUCCUGUCCGUGUUUGUUGAUCCGUGGGUAGAGACCAGGCUUGAACCCUCUGACCCCGGCUGGGUGGGUGCUUGGUGGCUAGCGUUUAUUUUCUCUGGAAUAAUGUCAUGGCUUAUUUCUAUUCCGUUCUUUAUGUUUCCACGCUUACUGCCUGACAGUCACCUGGUAAAGCAAGAACGACAACAAGAAAUGGCCCAAAAGUACCAAGGGAAAUUUGGAGAAGCAGAAGAAUUUACUGGCAAACUGAAAUCGUUUCCUUACCACCUCAAGCAAGUGAUCACCACUCCUAGUUGGAUCUUCAUUACGAUUGCCAUUAGCAGUUCGUUGAUUGUUGUCGCGGGAAUGGUGUCUUUUGCCCCCAAGUAUCUCGAGUCUCAGUUUGGCCUCACUGCCUUUACAGCCAGCAUCGUCGCUGGAGCAGUAGCCAUACCAGCUGGUGGAGCGGGAGUCAUCACAGGUGCACUGAUUGUCUAUUUCAGUAAGGCCACAGGGCGUAAAGUGGGUCUCAUCACGUGGAUCAUCACCUUGAUCACCAUACCGUCCACACUUGUGUUCCUAGUGCAUUGUCCCACUGUGCAGCUGGCAGGAGUCACUGCCCCUUAUUCUGACGGGCUGAUUGGAGGCGGUGAUACUCGCUUCCUCAACGCUACUUGUGUAUCGAAUUGCAAUUGUUCCUCCACCAUCUUUGAGCCAGUCUGUGGAGCUGAUGGUCUCACCUACUUCUCACCAUGCAGAGCUUCUUGUCAGAAGAGUGUUACCACUAUAAACGGGGUACAAACCAAUGUGUUUGAGAACUGCUCGUGUGUAUCUGGCAAUCUAGCGUCUCAGCUGUUCAACACGACACCACACAUGGCCUCCAGUCUCAAUCAACUGACCUUUGACCUGUUAUCAAACAGCACAGCGGUGGAGGGCAGGUGUGAUCAAGGCUGCAACCUGAUUGGUCCGUUUCUGGUCGUCAUUGCCGUGGCUCUCUUCCUGAUAUUCAUGCUCCAAGUUCCCUAUGUCAUCAUCACUGUGAGGUGUGUAGCUGAUGAACAACGUACGCUGGCUCUCGGUCUUCAGUCCCUCGUUUUUCGAGCAUUUGGUUCCAUCCCCGGUCCCAUUGUGUUUGGUGCCAUCUUCGACUCUGCCUGCAUCUUUUGGCAAUACGAUUGUAGUCGCCAGGGCAGCUGCUGGGUGUAUGACAACUCCUCUCUGAGUGAGCGGGCUGUCCUACUAGCAGUCAUGGGUGUCACGUUGAACUUCAUAUUCUCAUUCCUAAGUUGGAUUGUCUACCCUAAACAAACACAAAGUGAAAAAGAAGCAACAGAUAUUGCACUGGCGAGCAUUCACGAAACCACACCCCAAGACAAUUCUAAUCAGGUAGAAUCAGGAGGUGACUCGGAAUCACUCGAAUCGAGCGACUCGUAUAUUAUACAAGGACCACAAAGUCCCCCCAAGAGACGCACUUCGAACCGCUUUGAGAGUCACUGCAGUGAGGAUAUUUUGCUGGACCACGAUCACACGGAGAUUGAUGAGGGAGUGGUUUUCCCUGACCUACACAAUAUGAGAGCUCGGAGUGUCGAGACAGAGGUCUCUAGUCCGACGAUGAUUGUGCAACCACCAAUCUAAUCUAACUAACUAACUAACUAACUAACAUAAUUAAUUAUCAAUGCAUAAAACUAUAUUAUAGUUAUAAUUAACUGUCUUGCACCUGUUCUAUAUAUAUAGCUCCCAGUAUUUUCCUGUGCUCACUUUUGUUUUGUUUUUACAAUGCAGUUUGACAUAAUUACAGUCAUGUAUCAA
Molecule: messenger RNA, 2711 nt
Organism: Halichondria panicea
Lineage: Eukaryota; Metazoa; Porifera; Demospongiae; Suberitida; Halichondriidae
Product: solute carrier organic anion transporter family member 4A1-like
Exons: 7
Coding region: 108-2537 (809 amino acids)
Biological process (GO): transmembrane transport; sodium-independent organic anion transport
Cellular component (GO): plasma membrane
Molecular function (GO): protein binding
Source: RefSeq, a predicted model, not a curated record